Messenger RNA from Psammomys obesus (fat sand rat), 5282 nucleotides. It is a transcript of the gene B3gat1, whose product is annotated as beta-1,3-glucuronyltransferase 1. The transcript has 7 exons. Gene Ontology annotation, biological process: chondroitin sulfate proteoglycan biosynthetic process; carbohydrate metabolic process. Bases 346 to 1389 code for a protein of 347 amino acids. NCBI's taxonomy places the organism in Eukaryota, Metazoa, Chordata, Mammalia, Rodentia, Muridae. The record is from RefSeq and is a predicted model, not a curated record. Gene Ontology annotation, cellular component: Golgi membrane. Gene Ontology annotation, molecular function: galactosylgalactosylxylosylprotein 3-beta-glucuronosyltransferase activity.
UCCCGCGCACUCCGGGGCUCUGGCCGCCGCCUAGCUGAGCCCAGAAGCAGCCGGGCCGUGGCAGCGGGCUGGCCGGGGCUGAGGACGAGCGGGCCCACGGCUAUGAAGUGGCCCCCGAGGGCACGGAGCCGGAGAACGCCCCGAGAGAGAAGCGCGCACAUAGCAGGGAAGCAGCCUCGGGGCACUGUGGCCAGGGCAUAGGACUGCUACCCGCUAUGGACUGCGCCUGGGACGAUAUGGACUCGCUGCAGCAGGUAUCAACCUCUGAAGGUUCCUGACCCUGCCACGAACUACUGCCCCUUCGCAGACUCCCAUCAGGCUGGAUUCUGCAAACCUGCUUCCGAAAUGGGUAAUGAGGAGCUGUGGGUGCAGCCAGCCUUGGAGAUGCCGAAAAGACGGGACAUCCUUGCGAUCGUCCUCAUCGUGCUUCCCUGGACACUGCUCAUCACCGUCUGGCACCAGAGCAGCCUCGCGCCUCUGCUUGCUGUGCACAAGGAUGAGGGCAGUGACCCCCGGCAUGAGGCACCACCCGGUGCGGACCCUAGGGAGUACUGCAUGUCUGACCGCGACAUCGUGGAGGUGGUGCGCACAGAGUACGUGUACACGAGGCCGCCACCGUGGUCCGACACGCUGCCCACCAUCCAUGUGGUGACACCCACCUACAGUAGACCGGUGCAGAAGGCAGAGCUGACGCGUAUGGCCAACACACUACUGCAUGUGCCCAACCUGCACUGGCUGGUGGUGGAGGAUGCUCCACGCAGGACGCCACUGACAUCGCGCCUACUGCGCGACACUGGCCUCAACUACACACACCUGCACGUGGAGACGCCACGCAACUACAAGCUGCGAGGUGAUGCCCGAGACCCUCGCAUCCCGAGAGGAACCAUGCAGCGUAACCUGGCCUUGCGCUGGCUGCGGGAGACCUUCCCCCGGAACUCUACUCAGCCAGGUGUAGUGUACUUCGCAGAUGAUGACAACACAUACAGUCUGGAGCUCUUUGAAGAGAUGCGCAGCACAAGGAGGGUGUCCGUGUGGCCUGUGGCCUUCGUUGGUGGCCUUCGGUAUGAGGCCCCAAGGGUGAAUGGAGCAGGGAAGGUGGUUGGCUGGAAGACAGUGUUCGACCCCCACCGGCCGUUCGCAAUAGACAUGGCCGGAUUUGCCGUCAACCUGCGGCUCAUCUUGCAGCGAAGCCAGGCCUACUUCAAACUACGUGGCGUGAAGGGAGGCUACCAGGAAAGUAGCCUCCUUCGCGAACUUGUCACACUCAAUGACCUGGAGCCCAAGGCAGCAAACUGCACCAAGAUCCUGGUCUGGCACACACGGACAGAGAAGCCGGUGCUGGUGAAUGAGGGGAAGAAGGGCUUCACUGACCCCUCGGUGGAGAUCUGAAACUAAGGAUGCAGGAACCUCCUUCUCAGACCUGAUCUUGGCCUUCCAUCCUCUCCCAUGGCUGAUAGUCACUCUGAGGCAGACUCCUGAGGAACGGCAUCACCUCUUGUCUAUUCUGAGGGCUUCCAAGAGAGCCUGGCUUAAUGCCAGGAUAAGAGACAGAAUUUAAGCACAGAAUUCCAGACCUGUUGUUCUCUCCAUCAACACAGCCAGGGGCUUAAAAAACCGGAGGGCUCAGCACACCUCCUUGGAAGCUUCCUGCAUUGAUGGGGCUGUGUGAGCAGGUGACCCUGUUUUGGAGUGAUGCUGGGGCAAGGGAGAUCAGAAAACCCCAGUUGAGUGAAGCAUGGCUCUCCAUGGUUCCCUGCUCUUGGGCCCAGCAUGACUACACAGCAUGUGCCCAGCCAGGGCAUUCUAAAGACCAGAGAGCAGCCCGGGGCAUGAAGAUGCCCCAACACUCCUCUUUCACACCUGCUCUUCCUCAGAGCUGCUCCCAAAUCAGAAAUACCUCUGGCUCUCCUCUGGUUCAUGUUUACAGGGCAUAAGGCUGUCUUGGAUCCCACCUGGCACCCAGCCCUGCAUCGGGGGAGCCUGGGCCUACCUACAGCUCCCCCUGUACCUCAGGCUGUGGGAGAACAAAGCCCCUUCCCAUGUCCCUCAAGCCUCCUGUGCCAGAAUCAGCAAGGUGGUGGGCCUAGAGCCAGCACAGGUCACUGACUGACCUGGAUUCAGAACCAAGUCACCCCCAAUGUCCACACUGCCUCUCCAAUACCCGUGGGCUGUAAUGACCCUUGCCGGGCUUGGACUGAGGAGGCAAUUGCCCUCUUCCUGGAACCCCUGAGAAUCACAGACCUCGGGGCUGGAGGUAACAGUAAUAAACAGGCAGAGCUCUUCCUGAUAAAGUGUGAGGCCCAGCAAACCCAGCCCUUUCCUGCACAGAUUUCUGGGAGAGGUGCAUAAGCAGGGGCCUUGAGGACAACACUGAAAGACCUGAGCACACACUGCUUUGGAAAUCACUCUAUCUUACACAAAAACAGAAAGCCUGCCAAGCCAGCCUGCCUCAUGCCCACUGCCCCUUCUCCACCCCAGACAGAACAGUAUCCCCAUGCUGUUGCACCCACCCAAGAAAAGCAUCUGCCUGGGUCUCCAGCAUCGGACAGGCCCCGGGUUCUGGCUGUACAGGGCCCUCUGGUGGUAAUCUCACUCCAGCUCCUACAAGUUGGAAGCACAAUUUUCCUCCUAAGUGGGAAAAAGGAAAGGGCGCAAGCCCACUGAAGAGGCGUUUUAUUUUUUAACUGCUAACAGCUCCCCCACUCCAUUAAAACCCGUAGGACAAGCCCAAGAGUCAUUCAGAACCCACUCUUGGGCAGAUGAGACUCAGUCCAUACAUCUAACAUUCAAAGAAUAGCAUCUGCUGCCUAUUUUGAAAUGGAUUUAACUUCCCACAACCUUCAGGAAACCACCUGAAUCAGACCCCACAGCCGCCUAGAAAGGCUUUUUCCCCCAACCAUUUAAACUUUGGCUAUUGCUUUGGAAAUUUACCCCUUGGCAUCAAAAUAAGUUUCAUAGGAGAGGGGCAUGGGGCCUCUAUCUGAUGAGUGAUUUUAUGUCUGGGCACUCUACUGCUCAUUCAUAGAAACUAUCAGUGAAUGCCAACGUCAAAUCGGCUGCUGAGGCUGCCUUCUUAGCCAAAACCCAGUUUCCUAAAAAGGAAAUUGAAAAUGGGAAAAAAAAAAAAAAAAAAAAACAACGGGGAUUUUUUUAAUGUUUAUUUUUGGCAGAUGCUAAUUCAGUUGUUUUCUCCUAAUAUCCCCUCUUAGCUGCAUGUGUAUUUAUUUAUAAUUACAACCCUGGUGGACUGCGGCCUUCAUCUUUCUUGGAAAUGAGUUUGUUGCAAAUCAGAACUGGGUCGAUGAUAAUAACUUGUUCUCCAAACCCAGGCUGUUCCCUAUGCCCUUGAUAGAAAGCCCCACCACAGAGGAGUCAAGCCAGGGGUUUAGGAGGUCCAUGGGCAGAGGCUGGCGUGAGGGUGGAGCCCAAGCUGCUGCACCAUCUGGUCUGUUUUAAUUUAACUGUAUUUAAUUUGUUUUCAAAAUUAAAAGUCAAAUAUGGUUUUUAACAGUUGUAAUCCUCUUCAGCCCUGCCUUAUUUUAUUCUCAUUUAUUAAUUUAACCAUCCAACAAAUAUUUACCAAAUGCCUGCUGUGAAUAGGCAUUCUUCUAGGAACCAGCACAUAGCAGUCUUUGUGGGGCUUACCCACCAAAUACAAGAGACAGACAAUGAUAAUGAUGCAGCAUUUCAGGUGUGAGAUGCUGAAAGGAGAAGAGCAGAGCCGGUGGGAAGUCGGAGGGUAACAACAGAGGUCCUGGGGUUCUAUAACGCACAUCAAUAAAGGCCACCCUCAUAUGGGAACUUGGAAUAGAACAGCAGCAUGCCAUUGUGCAGCUGAGGCAGACAAUCCUGACGAGAGAAAUGUCCCCCAACUGCAGAGUGCUUCCCAUACCUAUAGCUCAGAAAAAAGAAAGAAAAGCAUAAAAAAGAGAAAAAAAGAGAGAAAGAAAGGAAGGAAGGAAGGAAGGAAGGAAGGAAGGAAGGAAGGAAGGAAGGAAGGAAGGAGAAAGAAGGAAAGAAAGGUGACUGGGCCAGGGAGGGGUAGAGGUGGCAUGGGACAAAAAAAGCCUAGAAUCAUCUGGUCUCCAAAACCAAAACCAAGAUAAAGCUUUUGCUUUCUGCUCUAAGUGAAAUUAUGAGCCACUGAUGGAAGUGACCUUCAAGGAGAGCCACUUUGCUUCCCGUGCUGAGGACAAACAGGCCACGCUAAGGCCUGGGGAGGCAGCCCCCGCAAUAAACCAGGUACAAGAUGAUGGUGGGUGGGGUGAGAGCACAAGUUGUGGAGCAGAGAGAAGUGGCUGCAUUCCAAGCACGCUUAAGGGGUUGGGUGUGGAAUAAAGGGACAGAGGCCAAAAUAAUCUGAGACACAAAACCAGGAGAGGUCAAUGAGGGAAAGCUACAGUUCUGCUUCGGACCUUGCCAUGCACAGGCAACAGACAGUGAGGGUCAGCUCUCCGUGUACCUGAGAACAGACCCUAGAGAGUGUUGGUGUCAGGGUCCCACAGGUGUGACCCCACACAGAGUGCAGACUCUCCGAGCAUUUAAUGAUGGUAAAUAAAAGGGGCCCAGAAAGGACUGAGGUGGGUCUGGAGGGGCGGAGAUCAGGCUACAUGGUACAUGGAUCUGGAAGAACUAGUCAGUUCUGGAGAGCCAAGGCCGGCUGAGUCAUGCUAGGGAAGCAGGGAAAAAUUGUUGCUACAAAAAGACCUUAUCUCAAUACAUACCCAAUCUUGUAUUCAUAACACUAACUCCAAGACUUCUUCACUCCCUUACAAGAAGGAUGCUAUGUCAAAUUCCUUUAUAUUCCGAUUGCCUGUCACACUUCCCAGCACAGCCCUGCUUAAUACAGCUUUGCAGAAACCUGCUCUUAUGUAAUGCAAGACAAAGUGACAAUAUGACACCGCUCUCUGGCUCUCUGGCUCUCUUCAAGUAGCUCUGGACUCAACUGUACCUUAGCUGCAUGCUUGCUAUCCCAAGACAUUUCAGAAAGAACUGGCAGGAGUGGGUAAAACCAGGGGCUUUGUCUGUCUUGUUUUUCAGGCAUCGUCUACAACCUGCACUUUGCACGCUUCCUUUGAGGUCAAGUGGGAUAGUUCAGUGGGUAAAGGUACUUGCCAUCAGCCCUGACAACCUGAGUUUGUUCCCCAGGACCUGACAGCAGAGACCCAGCUCCCACAGGUUGCCCCUUGAAUAGUCACACUUCAUGGCACACAUACAUCUAACUUCCCAGACAUGAUACACAAAUACUUACCAUGUAAUUUUAUCUUAAAACUUUAAGACAA